Rattus rattus (black rat) is the source of this 4176-nucleotide messenger RNA. It is a transcript of the gene Gabrr1, whose product is annotated as gamma-aminobutyric acid type A receptor subunit rho1. Gene Ontology annotation, biological process: nervous system process; signal transduction; monoatomic ion transmembrane transport. The transcript is spliced from 10 exons. The record is from RefSeq and is a predicted model, not a curated record. The coding region runs from base 106 to 1548 and encodes 480 amino acids. Gene Ontology annotation, molecular function: GABA-A receptor activity; extracellular ligand-gated monoatomic ion channel activity; neurotransmitter receptor activity. Gene Ontology annotation, cellular component: membrane; neuron projection; GABA-A receptor complex. NCBI's taxonomy places the organism in Eukaryota, Metazoa, Chordata, Mammalia, Rodentia, Muridae.
AAUAACAAACACAGCAAUGGUGCCUUAAGAGAGGACGGUCGGACGGCAGCUCCUCACCGGCUCCUUCUCACGGCUUCUCGGGAGAACUGUUUGAUUUGGAAAUCUAUGUUGGCUCUCCGGAAUAUGAAAUUUGGCAUAUUCCUUUUGUGGUGGGGAUGGGUUCUGGCUGCUGAGAGCACAGUGCACUGGCCAGGAAGAGAAGUUCAUGAGCCCUCUAGGAAAGGCAGCAGACCUCAGAGACAGAGACGAGGUGCACACGACGAUGCCCACAAGCAAGGCAGCCCCAUUCUGAAACGAAGCUCUGACAUAACCAAGUCGCCUCUCACCAAGUCAGAGCAGCUGCUCAGAAUCGAUGAUCACGACUUCAGCAUGAGGCCUGGCUUUGGAGGCCCGGCCAUCCCUGUGGGUGUGGACGUGCAGGUGGAGAGUCUGGACAGCAUCUCCGAGGUGGACAUGGACUUCACCAUGACCCUCUAUCUGAGGCACUACUGGAAGGACGAGAGGCUGUCUUUUCCCAGUACCAACAACCUCAGCAUGACGUUUGACGGCCGACUUGUAAAGAAGAUAUGGGUUCCCGACAUGUUCUUUGUGCACUCCAAACGCUCCUUCAUCCACGACACCACCACAGACAACGUCAUGUUGCGGGUACAGCCAGACGGGAAAGUGCUGUACAGCCUCAGAGUUACGGUGACAGCGAUGUGCAACAUGGACUUCAGCCGGUUUCCCCUGGACACACAGACCUGCUCCCUGGAAAUCGAAAGCUAUGCCUACACAGAAGACGACCUCAUGCUGUACUGGAAGAAAGGCAAUGACUCCUUAAAGACAGAUGAGAGGAUCUCUCUCUCUCAGUUCCUCAUUCAAGAAUUCCACACCACCACAAAACUAGCCUUCUACAGCAGUACAGGCUGGUACAACCGUCUGUACAUCAACUUCACUCUGCGUCGUCACAUCUUCUUCUUCUUGCUCCAAACCUACUUUCCUGCCACCCUCAUGGUCAUGCUGUCCUGGGUGUCCUUCUGGAUCGACCGCAGAGCUGUGCCUGCCAGAGUCCCCUUAGGCAUCACCACGGUGCUGACCAUGUCCACCAUCAUCACGGGCGUGAACGCCUCCAUGCCCCGAGUGUCCUACAUCAAAGCCGUGGACAUUUACCUCUGGGUCAGCUUUGUGUUCGUGUUCCUCUCGGUGUUGGAGUACGCAGCUGUCAACUACCUGACCACAGUGCAGGAGCGGAAGGAACGGAAGCUUCGGGACAAGAUCUCCUGCACCUGUGGGCUGCCCCAGCCUCGAGGGGUGAUGCUGGACAGCAGCUACAGUGACGGGGAGGUGAACGACCUGGGUGGCUACAUGCCUGAGAACGGAGAGAAACCCGACCGGAUGAUGGUGCAGCUGACCCUGGCCUCCGAGAGGGGCUCCCCGCAGAGGAAAAGCCAGAGAGGCAGCUACGUGAGCAUGAGGAUCAACACCCACGCCAUUGACAAAUACUCCAGGAUCAUUUUCCCAGCCGCUUACAUUUUAUUCAAUCUGAUAUACUGGUCAAUUUUCUCUUAGAUAGAUGUGAUUGUGUAAAUCUCAGCAGGCACCACAGAAGUUGCUGUAAAAAUGAGAAUGAUGGUUUAAAGCCAUUCCAGCUCCUACCUGGGUUUUCACUGUCCCCUGUUCAGCUCUCCAAAGCUGCACCGACAAGACACCUUGUUUUUGCACUUAUUAAGUAUCAGUUGUCUACACAGCAGUAUACUAGGCGUUGCAGGACGUUGCCAUGAUAGUAACUGAUGUUAGCUGCUCCCAGAUCCCAGGAAGAGCACAGAGGCCACAUGUGGACAUGCUGUGGUCCAGGGCCAGAGCUCUGGAUGCUUUUCACAUCGAGGGGUUUCUACGUCGGUGGACCAUGUUCUUUAGACUGGUAGAUCUGGGAAGGACCUAAAUAAAACUCAUCUGCAUUGGGCUCACAGGCACACAAACUCCCACGGCUGAAAGGCCAGGCUUCGUCUGUCUCUGCACCUGCUCCACAUCCCCAUACUUAAUGGAAGGCAGUGGCGCUCACAGGGUUCUUUUCCACAAGCUGCAUGGCUCUCUCCUUCUAAGAAAUGCCCUUUACAUGGCUGAAAUGUCCCUAGUAGACUUUGAAGAUAGAGACACAUGGAUCAUUUCGUCUGUUUUGAGGGGGCGACAAAGCUAGAGAACCGUGUCCCUUUCCACGCCUUCUAGUCACCGUUUCCCUCCUCUCUACCACAGAGCAGGUGCUUUCUUCAAAAUAAAGUCUUUUCUCGGUCGCAUGACAUCAUCACUGACUGAGGCGCUUGAAGAGGUAUUCAUUUCUUCUGCAUAGUCAGCAUUUCAAGAAAAGUUGAGGCCAUUUCUAACUCAUGGGAAUGAGAAGCAAACUGUUUCUUAAGAGAAAAUAACAUUGAAAAACAAAAGAAACAGACAGACAUCUUCAUUUCUGUUCAGCGAGUGCUGUCUGGGAACUAGAAAGCAAUUAUCUUCUAGACUGAGCAUCCCAUAGGCCGGAUAAGCUGGCCCAUAGCAACUGAUGUCAGCCAUGGGUUGUAAUUUGAUGUAUUGUUUUAAAACAGAAGCCUCUAUAGUCUUUUCUAGAAGAUAAAUAGCAACCCCAGCCAAACUUGCUCGAACAGUAUUGAGCAGUAUGUCAUUUGCUCUGGGCCACGUCUUUCACUCAGAGAGACAACUACUUAGCAUCUGCCACAUCCCAGCGGCCAUUGAAGCAUCUUAACCAAGUCCUGGCCCAUUUAGUUGUGGUUGUGUUCAGAUUUCAGUGAGAGAAUCCCAGGAGAAACAUAAAUGAUAAUUUAAUAUUGUGGAACAUAUGGUUAAUAAAUAUAGAGGAGGUCUAAGAGACCUGUCCAGGGGCAACCAUCCUCUGUGCUGCGAAACCUAUCUUCAUAUAUGUCCUUAUAGCUCCCAUCAUUUCAAGGUUAACUUAAGGGAUCAAUACUAAAUAGUAUCAUACACAUGGCUAUUCUUUACUCUGAUCGUAAAAAGAGCUAUUUGCAAAUUCCUACUUAGAAGACAGCCUCUAGUCUCCCCCAAUAAAAGGUCAUCAAAAGCUUUUAUCAAACUCAAGUGGUAGACUUAGAGGGAUAAAUUAAGUAAUUAUCAUUGAUUUUCAAAAUGACCGUUCGUUUUGCAAGCAUGGUUUGCCCAUGUACUUGGGAAGUGGAAUUGGGAGGGUCUGGAGUUCAAAGCUAGCUUUGCUUUACGGCAUAUUGGAGGCAAGCAUGGGCUAUGUGAGGUUUAAAAAGGUUGGCUUUUCAUUUUUAUUUUAUGAAACAUUUACCAUCAAAGCCAACAACUUUGCCAUUGUCUUCUUCCUCACCACUAAGGCCACUGAGCUGUCUAGGUUUCCAGAGCUUGUAACUAAGCCCUUUGUACUGUUUGGGACACUCCACCAUUUGAGCCAGUGUGUAGAAUGCUCUCCUAGCCUGCUAACCUGCUAUAUUGAAGACCACAGACUGGAUGGCUUAAUCAACAGAGAUAUAUAUUCUCACAGUUCUAGAGACUGAUGUCCAAGGUCAAGGUGCUGGCCGAUGCAGUUUCCCCAGAGGCCUGUCUUGCUGUCUUUCCAAUAGCCACUUUCUUGAUACAUCCUUGCCUUCUUUCCUCUGUAGCAACAACCUCUGUCUAGAUCCCUUUCUCCCUAGUUACAUUGUAUCAGGGCCCACAUCCAUGGCCUCAUUUAACCUUAGUUACUUCUUUAAAAGCCUUGUCUCAAAACCAUUUGCUCUUUAGCAUCUCCUCCAAGUUCUUCAUCUUGGGAAGCUCCUUAGGACUUAGGAGGUACUUAAAGAAGGUGAUGCUGUCCAUCCCACAGGGAAGAAGCCUGUUCAGGUUAAGCUCAGGAAACAAAUAACAAAUUCAGGAAGUCCCUGAAACUGAUAAGCUAUCACACACACCCCCACGUAUAUACAAACAAUAAGAACUGCUGAGAGUCACUUUUAGAUAAUCCAAGAUUUCUGGAAGAGACAAAGACCAGCCAAGCUGCCUAGAAGGGACAGUUCCAACCCAUCUAGCUGCCUGCAAGUCAUGCUGAGAGCUCCAGAUUUCCAGCUAUGGGAGCUGUCACCCACGAUGGGGCAGGCUUUUGUAAUGAAACUGUCUUUGAGUCAUUUCUGCACCUCUAAAUAACCCCAAUAAAGCUCAUUGGUUCAUCAUGUUGGA